CAUAGUUAUGACGUAAUGUCGAGAAUGCGCGCGUUUUUUUAAUGGGCCGUGCCACUGAACUGAAGCAUUGUAAACGAUUAUUUGUUUUUAAUCGAUAUGGCUUGCAGGAGAGGUGCUCUGAUUGUUUUCGAAGGUGUGGAUAGAGCUGGGAAGACCACGCAGUGCCAAAAACUUGUUCAGGCACUGCGAGUGAGUGGCGAGAACGCCGAAAUGAUUCGCUUUCCAGACAGGACAACAGAGAUUGGAGAGGUCAUAAAUGCCUACCUAGACAAGAAGAGUGACCUGGAGGACCACACUGUUCACCUCCUCUUUUCUGCGAACCGCUGGGAGAAAGUGCCCUACAUCAGGAGAAAGUUAGAACAAGGAGUGACUUUGAUUGUGGACAGAUAUGCAUUUUCAGGUGUGGCUUUUACAAGUGCUAAACCAGGCUUUAGCCUCGAAUGGUGCAAGAGUUCUGACAUAGGCCUCCCAAAGCCAGACUUGGUGUUCUUUCUGCAGUUGAAUCCAUUCAGUGCUGCUCAACGUGGAGAGUUUGGAGCUGAACGAUAUGAAACAAGUGACUUUCAAACAGCCGUUCAGCAGCGUUUUGACCAUCUGCUUUUAGAUGCCAGUAUACACUGGAAGGUGAUUGAUGCUUCUCAAAGUAUUGAAGAUCUGCAUUCACAAAUUAGGUCUUAUAGUGAAGAUGUGAUGGAACUCGUAGCCAGACAGCCAAUUGGAGAGCUGUGGAAAUAAAGGUUUUACUUCAGAAAGAUGCAUUUCUGGUUUCUACUGGAGCCUAGAGAAGACCAUGGUUUUCCAAUAAAUCACCCCCAGAUGUGAUCAAGUCAAGGUUCAGCAUCUUCUCUGCAUUUACUCCUGAUGGACUAUCGUUGCCAAAAUAAUCUUGGAGGUACUUCAGAUGAGCUGUUUUUGGGUCCAAUGGAGUGUUUUUGUUUUUUUUUGUGACCCUUUUUAUCAAAGUUUUAAACAACUUUACCUUGCAAAUCGCAGUAAAUGCAAACCUUACUAAACAAUUUUUAUCCCAUUGUAUUGCCCAAUGAGUUUAAAACACUGUAUAUACCAAACCACCCCAUAACAGACAUUACUGCAGUGUAAUCAUCUAUGUAAAUGCUCAUAAUGGAAGUUAUUAAAAUAAAAAUAUAAUUUUUAAUAGCAAAUACAAAGAAGAAAAUGUAAAAUUUUCACUUGACCAUAAAGAUUUCAUGAAAUGUUGAAACUUUACAAGUUAACACCAUUUAAUAAUACAUAAUAAACUUAAAUAAUGAUAUGCCACUAUAGUACUCAAUAGCACUUUAUUGGGCAUACACACGGUGGCACACUUAAAAGUAACCAGCAUCAUCCACUUAUAGGGAGUGCCCUUCUUUCACAUCAAGACUAAACUGCAUGACUUUGGGACAAGAUAUCCAAGACACCAACUUGCUGUGACAGAUGUGUCGAGACUUUUUGGGACCAGCUGGUAAGCUCACUUGAACUGUGCCAGUGAGCUAUGGAGCUAAAUGCUCUGUCACUGCCUGAUGUCACCUUUUUUUUUUUUUUUUUUUAUAUACAGUAUAUAUAAAUGGAGAGCAUGUUACUGCCACCUCUUUGUUAAAGUGUUUGUAGUGCUUGCACUGACUUCCUUUCAAGUACAUUCCUUCUGAAUGUAAAAUAAAAUGAUAUGCUGUUUAAAUAACCUAGUUUUCAUGCAAGUUCCAAAAAAAUUACAAAAUACUUUGGAAUAUUUAUUUAAAAGAAAAUCUCACUCCUACUCCUUUCAUGUUAACAGCAAAUACACUCCAAUUAAACAGUAGCCUGUAUUUAAGUGUGCCACCUGUGACCAGUAAGACGUGAGAGCGCGGCCUGCCUAUAAUACGACAACAACUGUUGAAAGGACGCUAACUUUUGAGCCUGGCUAAUAAAGUUUUAUCCUCAAGCACUGGCUCCAUUUUGGCUAGUGACUUACUGUACUGCACUUUGAAAUAGCAGCCACACUGCAUUCCUAGCACUGAUGUAAGUGCCAAAACAUAGAGUUUCUGUACAGUUAUUUGAGGAGUAUGCAGGGGCAAUACCUUCUUAACUCCAGAUGAAUGUCCUUAUAAAUUUGACUUUCAACGGUUAACCCGCUUAGUGUAAACAUCAGUGCAAUUAAUGGUAAUGCAGUGAUGCAUUGGCCCUUCUAUCGAUGCAGUAUCUUUUAAUAACAGAACUCCAAAUCAGUGUCACAGAGUGCCAGAGCCUGCCUUACCUUCACUCAAUGCUAUUUCACAUAUUAUUUGUGAGUACAGAUAUUGAACCUUUUUUCAAAGUUCUUGGAGACCUGCGAGUAAAGUCCACUUUGUAUGUGUGAGAGCAGGUAUGCCCUGUGAUGAACUCGCAUCCCAUUCUGAGUAAGUUUCUGCCUCAGGAUCAUUAUUUUUUCUGACCUUAUCCAACCUUCUUAGUCCAUGUAUAAGUUGAUCGAUUAAUCACAGAAAGACGAAUUCAACCAUGUACUUUAAGUAAAUUUAAAACAUGUAUGUGUAUUUAUAAAAAAAUGCAUAUAAGUAAGAUCACUGUACUUUAUUUACCUUUUUGCUAACUUUUUUGUUUGGCUUCUUAUUUCAUCUAAUAAUGGUAACAAAUAUAAUAAUAUGCAAGGCU
Molecule: messenger RNA, 2622 nt
Organism: Polypterus senegalus (gray bichir)
Lineage: Eukaryota; Metazoa; Chordata; Cladistia; Polypteriformes; Polypteridae
Gene: dtymk
Product: deoxythymidylate kinase (thymidylate kinase)
Exons: 5
Coding region: 97-735 (212 amino acids)
Biological process (GO): dUDP biosynthetic process; dTDP biosynthetic process; dTTP biosynthetic process
Cellular component (GO): cytosol; nucleus; mitochondrion
Molecular function (GO): dTMP kinase activity; ATP binding
Source: RefSeq, a predicted model, not a curated record